AUGCCUGAGAUGGACGGCUCCUCCGCCAAACCCCCCCAAAUCUCCGAAAUGUUCCAGAAAUUCGCCCUCGCUUUCAAGACCAAGACCUUCGAAUUCUUCUCCGACGAAAACGCUUCUCCCCUAGACGACAUCGACGGUUUCUCCCUCCUCGACUCCGCGGAAGAGAUCAUCCCAGACCAAAAAGUCGUCGUCAUCAAACCCGACCCCGAUCCAUCCCAUAAUUUCUCCCUGCCGCCGCACUCUCCGCCUCCACUGCCCCCGCCGGAAUCUCCAACCCCGUCGCCGCAGAUCACUCCUCCGGCCCCCGAAUCUCGCGAGCCCGAACCGACGCCGGCGUUAACCGAAGCUCAGAUCAAAGAAAUGACUGACGCCUUGAUCUCUUCGGUCUUCGCUGCCGUCUCCGCCUUCGAAGCCUCCUACUUUCAGCUCCAGAGCGCGCACGUGCCGUUCGUGGAGGAGCACGUGACCAGCGCGGACAAGGUUCUGGUUUCGCAUCUCCAGAGGCUUUCGGAGCUGAAGAAAUUCUACCUCGCUCCCGAGCCUCGCGGUUUUCCGUUUGGGUCGUGUUUGGAAGCCGAGGUGGAAGAGAAUCAGAGCAAAUUGAGAACCCUCGGCACUGUCUCGAACCGCUUGCAAUGGGAGCUGGAGCAGAAGCACGACGAGGUGGUAGCCCUUAGAGCCAAACUCGACGAGUUUCACAGGGGUAACGUGAUUUUGUCUAAGAAGCUUUGUGCUAGCGCUUUGAACCCCUCUUCUGAUGUUUUGUUAACUGUUAAGGUGUUCGAUUCAUUGUUGCACGAUACUUCUAGAGCGACGCAUAGGUUUACCAAGAUUUUAAUUGGCUUGAUGAGGAAAGCAGGGUGGGAUUUGGGCUUAGCUGCCAACGCGGUUCAUCCCAAUGUUGAUUAUGCCAAGAAAGGUCACAACCAGUACGCGCUUUUGUCCUACGUUUGUUUGGGGAUUUUUCAUGGUUUUGACUCCUUAAAUUUUGGAAUGGAAGAAACAGUGUCCAAUGGACACUUUUGUUCGGAUGUGGACAAAAGAGAUGGUUGUUUGAAGCAACUGCUUGAGCAUGUGUCUAGCAAUCCCAUGGAUUUGUUGGGCAUUCACCCUGGUUGUGAGUUUUCGCGAUUUUGCGAGCACAAGUAUGAGAGGCUCAUCCAUCCAUCGAUGGAGUCGUCCAUUUUUGUCAAUUUGGAAGAGAAGGAGGCUGUGUUGAACUCGUGGCGAUCCUUGAGUAUGUUCUAUGAGUCCUUUGUUGGAAUGGCGAGUGCCGUUUGGACACUGCACAAGUUGUCCAACACGUUUGAACCUGCAGUUGAGAUUUUUCAAGUGGAAAGAGGUGUGGAGUUUUCUAUGAUAUACAUGGAAGAUGUGACAAAAAGGUUGACCUGGCCAAACAAGGGCAGGGCCAAGGUGGGAUUCACUGUGCUUCCUGGUUUCAAAAUCGGCAGGGUAGUUAUUCAAUCGCAGGUUUACGUAAGUAAUUUCAGAUGUACAGAGUACCAUAACCAGGGUUCUUGA
Molecule: messenger RNA, 1524 nt
Organism: Sphenostylis stenocarpa
Lineage: Eukaryota; Viridiplantae; Streptophyta; Magnoliopsida; Fabales; Fabaceae
Source: the annotation of a GenBank genome assembly